Lagopus leucura (white-tailed ptarmigan) is the source of this 2034-nucleotide messenger RNA. It is a transcript of the gene TBR1, whose product is annotated as T-box brain transcription factor 1. The transcript has 6 exons. The coding region runs from base 1 to 2034 and encodes 677 amino acids. Gene Ontology annotation, biological process: cell fate specification; regulation of neuron projection development; positive regulation of DNA-templated transcription. The record is from RefSeq and is a predicted model, not a curated record. Gene Ontology annotation, cellular component: nucleus. Lineage: Eukaryota; Metazoa; Chordata; Aves; Galliformes; Phasianidae. Gene Ontology annotation, molecular function: DNA-binding transcription factor activity, RNA polymerase II-specific; RNA polymerase II cis-regulatory region sequence-specific DNA binding.
AUGCAGCUGGAGCAUUGUCUUUCUCCCUCUAUCAUGCUCUCCAAGAAAUUUCUCAAUGUGAGCAGCAGUUACCCACACGCAGGCGGAUCCGAGCUUGCCUUGCAUGAUCAUCCCAUUAUCUCGACCACUGACAACCUGGAGAGAAGUUCACCUUUGAAAAAAAUUACCAGGGGGAUGACGAAUCAGUCAGAUACAGACAAUUUUCCCGACUCCAAGGACACACCAGGGGACGUCCAGAGAAAUAAACUCUCUCCCGUCUUGGACGGGGUCUCCGAGCUUCGUCACAGUUUCGAUGGAUCUGCCGCAGAUCGCUAUCUGCUCUCUCAGUCCAGCCAGCCCCAGUCUGCUGCCUCCGCGCCCAGUGCCAUGUUCCCCUACCCCGGCCAGCACGGACCUGCUCACCCGGCCUUCUCCAUCGCCAGCCCCAGCCGCUACAUGGCUCACCACCCCGUCAUCACCAACGGCGCCUAUAACAGCCUCCUGUCCAACUCCUCGCCGCAGGGCUACCCGGCGCCGGGCUACCCCUACCCCCAGCAGUAUGGCCAUUCCUACCAGAGCGCCCCGUUCUACCAGUUCUCCUCCGCCCAGCCGGGGCUAGUGCCGGGCAAGGCGCAGGUCUACCUGUGCAACAGGCCGCUUUGGCUGAAAUUCCACCGGCACCAGACGGAGAUGAUCAUCACCAAGCAGGGCAGGCGCAUGUUCCCUUUCCUAAGUUUUAAUAUUUCUGGUCUCGACCCCACGGCUCACUACAAUAUUUUUGUGGAUGUAAUUUUGGCGGAUCCUAACCACUGGAGGUUUCAGGGAGGCAAAUGGGUUCCUUGCGGCAAGGCAGACACCAAUGUACAAGGGAACCGCGUGUACAUGCACCCCGACUCCCCCAACACGGGAGCGCACUGGAUGCGCCAGGAGAUCUCCUUUGGGAAGCUCAAACUUACCAACAAUAAAGGAGCAUCGAACAACAACGGGCAGAUGGUGGUCCUGCAGUCCCUGCACAAGUACCAGCCCCGCCUGCACGUGGUGGAGGUGAACGAAGACGGCACGGAGGACACCAACCAGCCGGGCAGGGUGCAGACCUUCACCUUCCCCGAGACGCAGUUCAUUGCGGUCACCGCCUACCAGAACACCGAUAUCACGCAGCUGAAAAUCGACCACAACCCCUUCGCCAAAGGCUUCCGGGACAACUACGACACGAUCUACACGGGCUGCGACAUGGACCGGCUGACGCCUUCCCCCAACGACUCGCCCCGCUCUCAGAUCGUGCCCGGGGCCCGCUACGCCAUGGCCGGCUCCUUCCUCCAGGACCAGUUCGUGAGUAACUACGCCAAGUCCCGCUUCCACCCCGGGGCAGGAGCCGGCCCGGGACCCGGCGCCGACCGCAGCGUGCCCCACACCAACGGGCUGCUCUCCCCACAGCAAGCCGAGGACCCGGGGGCCCCCUCGCCGCAGCGCUGGUUCGUCGCCCCCGCCAACAACCGCCUCGACUUCGCCGCCUCCGCCUACGACACGGCCACCGACUUCGCCGGCAACGCGGCCACGCUGCUCUCCUACGCGGCGGCCGGCGUCAAGGCGCUGCCUCUGCAGGCGGCCGGUUGCGCGGGGCGGCCGCUUGGCUACUACGCCGACCCGUCGGGCUGGGGGGCCCGCAGCCCCCCGCAGUACUGCAGCAAGUCGGGCUCCGUGCUCUCCUGCUGGCCCAACAGCGCGGCGGCAGCGCGCAUGGCGGCCGGCAACCCCUACCUGGGGGAGGAGGCGGAGAGCCUGGCUCCCGAGCGCUCCCCUCUGCCGGGCGCCGAGGACUCCAAGCCCAAAGAUUUGUCCGACUCUAGCUGGAUCGAGACUCCGUCGUCCAUUAAGUCCAUCGAUUCCACCGAUUCUGGGAUUUACGAGCAGGCCAAAAGGAGGCGGAUCUCCCCCUCGGACACCCCGGUGUCCGAGAGCUCCUCGCCCCUCAAGAGCGAGGUUCUCACCCAGCGGGACUGCGAUAAGACCUGCGCCAAGGACAUCGGCUACUACGGCUUCUAUUCGCACAGCUAG